AUGUCAAUCUUGAUGUCUAGAGCUUCAUCUCUGGGGGCCACUGAUUCCUUCGUUCCUCUCUCAAGGCAAAGCAGUGGACCCCUCCGGACAAGACCUACUACGACAGCAACAAGUGUCGCAUCUCAGGAUAUCAUAUGUGCUGUCAGCGAGUCGCGUGGUAUCUCAUCUACAGUUGGCCUCACUUUUAUAAAUCUAUCAACGGCAGAAGCGGUUCUGUGUCAGAUAUGUGACAGCCAGACUUAUGUCAAAACAGUUACCAAGAUCGGGGUGUUUGAGCCCACAGAGAUACUCUUCAUGAAUACAGCCAAAGAUUCCAAACUACUUUACAUCAUUCAGGAAAAUAUCCAAGAAACCACAUUCACUUUCUUAGACCGCAGGGACUGGUCGGAGAAAACCAGCCAUGAGUAUGUGGACCGACUAGCUUUUCCUGAAGAUAUUGAGUCUAUCAAGAUUAUCUUGGGAGGUAAUUAUUUUGCUGCUUGUUGUUUCGCUGCAGUCCUGAAAUAUGUUGAGCUAGAGCUAAAUAAGACGUUCACUUCGCACUCCCUUCGCAUUCGUUUCGAGCCCUCCCAGGGGUCCAUGCUGAUUGACUUAUCCACCAUAGUUUCGUUGGAGCUGAUCCAAAAUCUACAUAAUGCCAGAUCAAAGGAUAGCCUCUUCGGACUUAUGAAUAAAACACUAACUCCCAUGGGUGGCAGGCUUCUGAGAGCCAAUAUUCUGCAGCCUUCUACGGAGGCUUCGAAGUUACUAGCUCGAUAUGAUGCCGUGGAGGAUUUAUCUACAAAAGGGGAAAUGUUUGUAUCGGUUAGACAAGCUCUUAAGGGUUUCAUCGACGCAGACAGAGUCUUAACAUCGAUCAUCCUCGUUCCAACUAAACGAACUUUUCAAUACGUCGAACAAUCAGUCAACAACGUCAUCAUGCUCAAGACUUACAUGUCUUCAAUCAGAACACUAUGUGCUCCAGCAGGCCAUCGAGCAGUUGAAGAGCUAAUCGAGUCAACCAUCAAUGAGUAUGUAACAUACCAAACGAGGCCGCUUGACCUGAGAAAUCAGCGUAUAUACUGUGUCAGGGCCGGAGUCAACAGUCUACUUGAUGUUGCGAGACAGACAUACAAAGAAGCAAAUAUGGAUGCUGUAGAUCUCAUUACAAAGCUUUCAGAGUCUCAUGGAAUAGCACUCGAUUUGAAGUUUGACACAGCACGCCAAUACUACAUUAGUAUAUCAGCUACCGAAGUAGACACACUCCCUGAAGUAUUUAUCAACAUAUACCGCAAGAAGAACCGUUUAGAAUGCCAAACUCUUGACUUAGUCAAACUGAAUCAGAAAAUCAUCGAUGCACAUAACGAGGUAAUCAGCAUGAGCGACCAGACUGUCCAUGAAUUGAUCCAGGAUAUCCGUUCCGAAAUCGCCCACCUCUUCAAGAUCAGUGAAGCCAUUGCCAUGCUUGACAUGCUUUCCACAUUCGCACAGAUAGCUACAAACCACGACUAUGUCCGAGCAGAACUAACAGAUGUCCUCGCCAUCAAGUCAGGACGACAUCCCAUCCGCGAGAAAAUACACACCAAGAAAUUUAUCCCGAACGACGCCUACGCAACCCAGCAGUCCCGUUUCCAAAUCAUCACAGGUUGCAACAUGAGCGGUAAAUCCACCUAUAUCCGCUCCCUAGCCCUAAUGACCAUCAUGGCCCAAAUCGGCUCGUUCAUUCCAGCAGACUACGCCUCCUUCCCCAUCGUGCACCAACUUUUCGCUCGCGUUUCAACCGCCGACGACCUAGAAGCAAAUGUAUCGACCUUCGCCGCCGAAAUGCGCGAGAUGGCCUUCAUCCUCCGCAACAUUGAACCAAGGAGCAUGGUCAUCAUCGAUGAACUAGGCCGCGGCACCAGCACAACAGACGGUCUAGCUAUCGCCAUCGCCAUCGCAGAAGCCCUCAUCGAAAGCCACGCUCUCGUCUGGUUCGUUACCCACUUCCGCGACCUCGCCGUGAUAUUGGCCGAACGGAACGGCGUCGUCAGUCUCCAUCUCGCAGCGGAGAUAUCCCACGACACGUCCAAGAUGACGAUGUUGUACAAAAUAGCCGAAGGUCCCGAAACGAACCGCUUCUAUGGCCUAGCUCUUGCUAAACUCGUUGAUUUACCGCCGGGCGUGCUGGAGUAUGCGCAAACUGUCUCGGAGAAAAUGAACCAAAUUGCCCAACGUCGUCACAGCAAGACUAGAGCUCUGGCUGUCUCGCGGAAACGAAACCUCAUUCUCUCGCUUAAGGAGCAGCUCUUACAGGCUCGAGAUGGCAAAAUGGAAGGUGAGACGCUUCGCAAAUGGCUGAAGCGACUUCAGGACGAGUUUGCGUUGCGGAUGGCGGCGAUUGAUGGGGAUGAGUCUGUGUGUUGUGGUUCUGAGGACGGAGUAGAGCAGGCGGGGCCCUCUUCGGGUCUGGUUGAAGGGACAGGGCCUGAUACUGUGGAUGAUCAGCUAAAUCGCGAGGAAAGUUCGAUACCCUUUCUCAACUCGUCUGUUGAGGAAAGAUCCGUUAUAGAGAUUUCUUCAGAUGAUGUUUCCGAGAACUAG
Molecule: messenger RNA, 2562 nt
Organism: Aspergillus pseudotamarii
Lineage: Eukaryota; Fungi; Ascomycota; Eurotiomycetes; Eurotiales; Aspergillaceae
Product: MutS family protein MSH4
Exons: 7
Coding region: 1-2562 (853 amino acids)
Biological process (GO): reciprocal meiotic recombination; mismatch repair
Cellular component (GO): nucleus
Molecular function (GO): ATP binding; mismatched DNA binding; ATP-dependent DNA damage sensor activity
Source: RefSeq, a predicted model, not a curated record